Molecule: messenger RNA, 1691 nt
Organism: Micromonas pusilla CCMP1545
Lineage: Eukaryota; Viridiplantae; Chlorophyta; Mamiellophyceae; Mamiellales; Mamiellaceae
Exons: 2
Source: RefSeq, a predicted model, not a curated record
CGCGCGCUCGCGUCCUCCGCGCCGGCGCGCACGGCGUGGCACGCGCGCGGCGAUCGCGCCCGAGAACGACUGAGAGCUCAUGGACGAGCGCGCGGCGACGACGCCGUCCGCCGAAGCAGACUCGCAGAUGACGUCGCGCAAGCCGAAUCGCGGAAGUAAAGUCGCGCCCGGGAACGAGUCCGCGGGCGGAGACGAAACCGAGACCAAAGCCAAGCCCGAGGACGGCACGCGCGCGAAGCAGGAGCGCUCGCUGAGGCUGAAACAAAGGAUCGACCGAGCGAAACUCCGAUUCUGCCUCUGGCUGACGCUGGUGUUCCUCUUCUGGUCCGUGUACGUCGAAUACCGCGUACACGAGGAGCUGAAAAGCGACGGUUGCCUCGGAAAAAUUAACGAGUUAACCUGCCCCGCGCUCGCGGAGUACGCCACGGUGCAAGAUGAGAUGUGCGAGCACAAUCACAAGAUGAAGGCGGUGUCCACGAGCGGGUACGUGCUCGCGGUGACGCUGUUGCUUCAAUUAGCGCUGUUGACCGCGUCGAUCGAUCUGCAGCACGCGGCGGAGAUCCACGAGACCCCGGACGAGCUCCAGAAGAGAAGCGCGAAGCUUCCGAUGGACGCGUGGAUCGCGUUGUUAUCCCCGCAAGUCGCCGUGCUCGUGACGCAAUGGAAGCACGUCGACUUCAGCGGUGGAUUUGGAUCUUUCGUCGCGACCACGGGCAUUUUCGCCGUGGCGAUCCUCGGGAUCGUCCUCGGACGCGUUUACCUGCGGAGAGUUCGGCGAAACCUGCACGAAGCGCACGGGCCGAUGGCGUCGCGUUGCGUGAAGCACCACCUCAUCAAGCCGAACCUCGCGGUACUCGCCGUGGAGUUGUACUGCGUCGUGCACGUGUUCAUCGCGCUGGACUUUCUAGGGGACGAUCGAUACCGAUGGAUUCAAUCCGUGGACGCGAACCCGCGGACGUGUUACUCGUACUAUUACAAAUCCGGGCUAUUCCAAGGCAGCAUGUUCGUGUGCUUUCACGUGACGUUGACGCUGCUCGUGUACUUUUAUCUCGCCGCGUCUGGCGCGAUACACGUAGCGUCGACGGCGAAGAGCUCCGGCGGCGAAGGCGAAGGCGAAAGCGAAAGCGAAAGCGGGGAUAAAUCUAAAUACAUCGGAGCCGCGAUGGUGAUCGGUAAGCAAAUGGCGCAGCUCGCGUUCAUGGUCGUCACCGGGUUGACGAUCGGGUAUUUCAGCGCGUUGCACACGGAGACGAUAUUCAGCAACGUCGAGUGUGCGUUUUACGCUUUUUUAUUCGUCACGUUAUGGGUCUUCGUUAUCGCUGGCAUCAUGCUCAUCCGGAGUAACGACGCCGCCGUGAAAAUGAGGAACCUUCUCCCUCAGACGAACAAGAAGUAUCACGUGUUUUUAUCGCACAUGCAAAACAAAGGGCAGAUGCAAUGCGAAGUCAUCGAUAAAGAGAUGAGAGAGCGCGGGGUAAUCUCAUGGAGGGACCAAAACCAGAAAAUGGGCGAACUAGACCAGGAAGCGAUGGCGCAGGGCAUCAAGGAUAGCAUCGUGUAUCUCCUAUUCUUCGCCAAAGGCACUUUAAGGGAAUCUUGGAUGGUGCGAUUCGAAUUGAAAACAGCGUUACGUUUGAAAAAGCCCGUCAUCGUCUUGUUUGAGACAAAACAAGAAUUUGGCGGACACGGCG